Molecule: messenger RNA, 2070 nt
Organism: Anisakis simplex (herring worm)
Lineage: Eukaryota; Metazoa; Nematoda; Chromadorea; Rhabditida; Anisakidae
Source: the annotation of a GenBank genome assembly
AUGGUUGAAGACGUCGAAAUAUUAAAGACUGUAGUGUACGAUCGAGAAACUUGUAUGGAGGAUAUGGAAUCAGCGGAUUAUGGUCAACUGCUUGAUUCAUCGGAUGGAACUGACGAUAAAGAAUGCCCAAAUCGGUGUGAGCCAAGCACUUCUGCCAUUUGGACAUCGUCAUACUCUCAAGCGAAGCCAACAGAAUCAACUGAACUUGCACGUGAUUUAAAUAUGGAAAACUCUAAUGAUUUGCCGUUAAAUACUCAGUUAUUUCAGCCAACUCAGUCAAUCGCAGAUAUGGUCAAGGAAACUGUAAAUGCGUUCAUUCGCGAGAGCUAUUUACCAGGAUUUGAAUUCAACGAACAAUAUCAGUUGUAUUAUAGUGCAGAAACGGGUUACUACUAUGAUCAGAAUACCUCAUUGUACUAUUACCCACCUACACGAUGUUAUUACUAUUAUGAUGAAGCAACCGCAUCUUACGUUUAUCAUUCGAGAGUUGCCAGUGAACAGAAAUGGAAACGACGUGCAGCAAAACGACAUGCUAUCCGAGUUUUCGGUGAAUCGUAUACGCUCGGAAUGCCGCAAGAUGAAGUGGAAAUAUUCGACUGUAUUCACGAAAUCAUCGAUGAAAUUAUUGAUAAAGAAAUUGAUCCGGUUGUGCAGUUGGAUAGCGACGAUGACGACGAUGUGAUAGUUCUCGAUUCAGAAUCGGAUGAUGAAAUUCAGCAAAUGAUGCAGAUUGAACGAAUGGAACAUGCACCGUGUAUUCGUUUGGUUGAUUGUGUACAUGCUCACUUGAGCGUUAUAACCAUUACUGGUGGAACGCUGGGUUGUUCACCGAAUUGUGAUAUUCAGUUGCCGUCAUCCGACGCCAAUCUUCCUGAUGAAUGUGUUCGAGUGCACUAUGAAGAAGCGGUUCGUGCAUAUCAAAUGAGUACCGCACAACACGAAUUACCAGUAUUCAUCAACGGUACUCAAUUGGAAGUGAACGAUGAGCGAAUUGUUGAGCAUGGUGAUAUUUGGACAAUUGGUGACCAAGUGUUUGUGGCGCAUUUACAUUAUGUGGAUGUGAACCGGGCUUGUUCAGUGCUGCGUAUGCGCAGUAUGCGCAGCAACAGACUGCUGAAAAUGUUUUGGCGCAGAAGAGUACGAAGAAGCGAUCNGAUGAGUGUGCGGGUUUAUGGAAAUAUCGUCGUAAUUUCCGGUGACAAUACGUGUAGUGGAUGUGAACCGGGCUUGUUCAGUGCGGCGUAUGCGCAGUAUGCGCAGCAACAGACUGCUGAAAAUGUUUCGGUGCAGAAGAGUACGAAGAAGCGAUCGUCAGAAGCAUUGAGAAGACGGAAUUUACGGCUGAUGAAAGCACAAUAUGGACUGCUUGGGGUGAGUUCAAUCGUAGAGUGUCUGGCGUUCUUGAAAACGGAAAACCAUGCUGUGUUUCUGGAUGACCUUGACAAAUCGUUAUCACUGAACAGCGCUUCAAUGCGUUCCAAACGGAAUCAACGUUCCACAUGUGCGUCGUCAUCGUCCUCUUCGAGUGGAGGUGUGCAGAAUGACGGUUCCAUCUAUGCGAAGUGUUCUGCGAAACCGGUGUCCGCUGCCGGUCUCGAUUCAGUAGUAUUACAAAGUGGAGUAACACAAGCGAAGCAACAGCCGUUUGAACAGAAAGCUUUGGAUGUGACGAAUAAAGGUUAUAAAAUGUUGCAAGGAAUGGGAUGGAAGGAAGGCAGUGGAUUGGGUAAAACCCAGAGUGGUAUCAAGGAACCGGUACGUUACAUCUUUCAUCUUUCCUCUCAUUUCAGCUUGUCCAAAAAUGUGCUUCGGAAUUUCGAACUAGUCAUGGAAUUUCCGAAUAUGUCCAAUUUCCGAAACAUUGUGAGUGAAAUGCGGAGUGGACGAGCAGGUUUGGGCUGUAGUGAGGUGCAAGAAAGAGCGAAUCCAUCGAAAGCGAUGAAACCUAUGCGAGCAGUGAAACGGCCGCAACCUCCAGCUGCUGAUAAAAUACGUAUCCUUCAAAUCACCCAACAGCGUUUCAAUCAGGAACCAGUCGUGUGUAUUGACGAUGAUGAAUUUGAUGUCUGA